Messenger RNA from Danaus chrysippus (African queen), 2214 nucleotides. Lineage: Eukaryota; Metazoa; Arthropoda; Insecta; Lepidoptera; Nymphalidae. The record is from the annotation of a GenBank genome assembly.
AUGCAGUUUAUAAGAUUAUUUUUCACACGGAUCACAGAUGAUCUUAAACAGAAGAAGCUAGUGCCUUUGAAGAUACUGUUUUUUAUGCAUGCAUCUACUUUGUUCGUACUCUAUCCCUAUUUGACUAUUCACAUGCGAGAAUUGGGUAUCAAUGUGGAGGAGACAGCUAUAAUGUCUGCUGUGACGCCUGUCGUUUCAAUCAUGAUGCCACCACUUGCUGGCAUGCUGGCUGAUAAAAUCGGAAAUUUCAGGUUGCUGCUAGCCUUGUCUUCGUUACUGGGAGGCGCGUCGGCGUUGUUAUUGUUAGCUGUUCCUGUCAGGGAUUAUCCCUGCCAGCCUUUGCAUCCCUACGCCUAUGAUGUUAACCUUACCGUUUUAUCGUGCGGUUUUGUUUGCGAAUUGCCACACGGCAUUUCGUCGGAUGAAAUUAACUCUGUUGUCCGUGCAAACUCGUAUGACGUUAAUUUAAAAUCACAAAAUGAAUCACAAAGGCUUUUGUACCGUAACACAGUUUCUUCACUAUUGUCACAAACCGGAAGACCCGUUAUAGACCAUAGCAACUCACGCAUUAUGACUAACGACGUCUUUUUUAAUUCUACCGCUACCAACAUAACUAAAAACAGAAUAUUUUUCCCUACACCAAAACUGUACGGAAUAGAUUGUUCUUAUGAUGAGAAUAAUGCAAGCUGUAGCUUUGGUAAAGCAGAUUUUUUUAAAACAUCGGAAUCUGAAGGAAUAAUGGAAACAUCAUACCAAGUUAGAAUAUCCCAUGAUAUAAAAGAAAAACCGAUAGAAGUCCGAAAUUACUUGGUGAACGCAAUCAUUUCACAAAACGCUACGGAAAUGGAAGAUUAUGGUGGCGUUGACUCUACCACAUGCAAAGAUAAUUUCGCUCAGAUACUGAAUGGUGAUUCGGCGUAUGUGAAAGCAGCGUCACAGAGGAUGUCCAAGUGUUCAGUAGCAUGCGCCGCACAGACUCCAAGGAUAAGUCUCUGUGAUAAUGUUCAACAAAAACUUGAACUUGACCCUACUUUUACCUUCUGGGCGUAUUUAGCUGUCCGUGUGUUUAUUGGUAUAAUAGGAGGUACAUCUUUUGCGAUGUUCGAAGGAGCGGUUAUUGCAAUCGUAAGGGAUCAAAAGGCAGAUUACGGUCUUCAGAGAGUGUAUGGCAGUCUUGGAGGGAUGAUAUUUUCUCCUCUCUCUGGCCUUCUCAUAGAUUAUGCUAGUAGAGGCAAAGGUUACACUGACUUUCGACCGGCUUUUUAUCUGUAUGCUGUUUUGAAAGUUCUAUCCGGUGGACUCAUGAUGAGCAUUGACCUUCAGUUCAAACAGCCCGCACAGAACCUUCUUGCAGAUGUUAUAUCCGUGUUCCGUAACAUAGAACUCGUGGUACUUUUUAUAGCAUGCUUUGUUAUGGGUACUGCUUGGGGUUACAUAGAGAGCUUCCUAUUCUGGUUGCUCCAGGACUUGGGCGCGUCUCGCUCACUCAUGGGCGUCACGAUCACGGUGGGCGGCGUGGCAGGCCUGCCACUAUUAGUUUUAUCCGGACCUAUCAUUAAUAAACUGGGACAUGCAAAUGUGCUCUUCAUAGGAUUUGUCUUUUACGCUAUACGGUUACUCGGCUAUUCACUGAUCUACAAUCCCUGGCUCUGCUUGAUUUUCGAGGCUCUGGAGUCAGUGACGUCAUCACUGUCUUUCACCGCGGCUGUGACGUACGCGGCGCGCCUGUCUUCAACUACCACGGACACUUCAGUCCAAGGUCUACUGGGAGGACUUUAUUAUGGAGUUGGAAAGGGCGCGGGCAGUCUCAUCGGAGGAUAUCUAAUGAAGUUCGUUGGUACCAGACCGACGUACCAGCUCUUUGCUAUUGGUACAUUAGUGACCGGCUGUUUCUACUACCUUUUCAAUAGAUUCUAUAUCAGGAAAAGAUCAAAAUGUGACGACGACAUCUGCAAGAAGAAGCCUGAAACACUUGACAUAGAGAAUCGCGACGGAGCUAACAAGGAACCGGAGAAAAAUAACUCGCUAGAUGUCGACACUAGAAACGAAAUGACAAAAAACAUGGCGAUAGGCGCUACACUUAACAUUAAAACAGAAGCAACGCCGGUGAGCUUCAACACAGAUGGCGCUAGUGACGUUGGCUUCGACAAUCACGCGUUCAACGAUGAUGAAAAAAAGAAACUCGCUGCUAACGACAAAAAAGAAUCUGUCUGA